This is a messenger RNA of Olea europaea var. sylvestris, 2285 nucleotides long. RefSeq names its product serine/threonine-protein kinase STY8-like. Gene Ontology annotation, biological process: protein phosphorylation. Bases 357 to 2045 code for a protein of 562 amino acids. The transcript has 16 exons. Gene Ontology annotation, molecular function: protein kinase activity; ATP binding. The record is from RefSeq and is a predicted model, not a curated record. Lineage: Eukaryota; Viridiplantae; Streptophyta; Magnoliopsida; Lamiales; Oleaceae.
CACAGUCACUCACUACAUUUUUGUGAUUUUUUUUAUCUUACUAAACUUGACAUUCGUCAAACCAUCUCUCACUCUCUCUCUCCUUUUCUCUCACGCACAUACACACAGUAAAUAGCGUUUCUCGAGACAAAAUUCGAGUUUACAACAGUAAUGGCGGACGAAAUUGCCCUUGAUUUUCCAGCUGAUAUCCGAAUCAGACUCCACAACACUUUUUAGAUUCUACCAACCGUUUGAAAAGAUUCCGUUCCUCCGAUCAUUCAUGGAAGUCAUUUUCAACUCAGUCAAGUUUUUGAACAAGUCAAAUAUGUAUCUACAACUUUUGAUAUAGUGUUAAGUAGUUGUGUGUACAGUUGGGGAUGGAUUUGGUGGAGGAGGUAGGAGAGAGUUCAUCGCCGCCGCGGAGUUAUGGCAGUUUCGGCGGCGGCGGUGAUGUAAUCAGGAAUGAUGUGUACAAUCGGCUUAUAGAGAAUGAAAAUGAAGAAGCUCUUGGGAAUCCUGAUUUCCGGGAACAAUUGGAGGCUCACUUCAAUCGCCUACCACCGAGUUAUGGACUGGAUAUUAAUAUGGAUAGAGUGGAAGACGUAUUGUUACAUCAAAGUCUUCUUGCACGGGCGAAGGAUCCUAAUAAUCUGCCCAUUUUCCACGUUCGGUUUCUAGAGCUUGCCUUCCAUUGUAUCACUGGUCAGAAUUUCUGCACUGGAGCUGAUGAUAUCGAUGGCGAACAAGUUUCAAGUGUUCCUUCUGCCUCGAGACCAUGUGACAGGAUUGAUAAUGAAGAUGUCCCAUCUUUGAAUCACGGAAAAUGUGCGGGUGACUUUGAGCCUUGUUCUAAGCUCGAGGAUCUAAACUUGGAUGUUAGAAGGAAUUCUAUUGACAGAAACAGGGAAACUCCUACCGAAAUUUUUUUGAGAAGGCAGGAGGUUCCACAUAUACCAAUACAUGAAGUAAUAUUUUCAACUAUUGACAAGCCCAAGCUUCUUAGUCAGCUUUCUGCUUUGCUUUCUGACAUAGGACUUAACAUCCGUGAAGCGCAUGUGUUUUCUACAACUGAUGGCUACUCUUUGGAUGUGUUUGUUGUGGAUGGAUGGCCUGUUGAGGGUACAGAGGGUUUAUCUGAAGAAUUGAGAAAAUCAAUUUCUAGAAGUGAGGGAACAUGGUCUGGUUCAUCACAUUCUCAGUCAGCUGUGGAGAAAGCCAUCACUUCACAUGCAAAAUGCGAAGAUUGGGAAAUAGAUUGGAGAUCAUUGAAGAUAGGGGAAAAAAUUGCUGCUGGGUCAUGCGGAGAUUUGUAUCGUGGAGUAUAUCUUGGUCAGAAUGUUGCUGUUAAGAUGCUUAGACCUGAGCAUUUGAAUGACCCUCUGGAGGAUGAGUUUGCAAAGGAAGUUGCUAUUUUAAGGGAAGUACAACAUGGAAAUGUUGUUCGCUUCAUUGGUGCAUGCACAAAGUUGCCUCAUUUAUGUAUAGUGACAGAGUACAUGCCUAGAGGGAGCCUCUACGAAUAUUUGCACAAGAAUCAUGCCAUCUUGAAGCUCUCACAGUUGCUGAAGUUUGCAAUUGAUGUGUGCAAAGGCAUGGAGUACCUGCACCAAAAGAACAUCAUUCACAGAGAUUUAAAGACCGCAAAUUUGCUUAUGGAUGCUCACAGUGUGGUUAAAGUGGCAGAUUUUGGUGUGGCUCGAUUCCAGAAUGAUGGUGGGGUUAUGACUGCAGAGACAGGAACAUAUAGAUGGAUGGCACCUGAGGUGAUAAAUCAUGAACCAUAUGAUCAAAAAGCAGAUGUGUUCAGUUUUGCUAUAGUUCUUUGGGAGCUUCUGACCGCGAAGGUUCCUUACCAUACUAUGACACCUAUACAGGCUGCACUGGGAGUCAGGCAGGGUCUUCGACCAGAACUUCCCAAAAAUGGUCAUCCAAAGCUUUUAGAUUUGAUGCAGAGAUGUUGGGAAGCACUUCCUGAUAAUCGUCCAACCUUCACGGAAAUUAAAGUUGAACUCGAGGAACUCCUACAGGAAAUUCAGGAUACUCCGGUCGCGCCUAAUGGCUUCUGAGUAUAUAUUGAAUAAUCGACAUUUUACUCACGUUUCGGCAUAUUUUGAUAGUAACUAGUCAGAGCUUUUAUUCGUCAUCAUAUUAGGCGGUGCAAUACUCAAAAGGGAGACAGUAUGUUUGUUUCGUGGUACCAAAGUUUUGUUCUUUUUUCAUGAGGAAGUUAGCAACACCAACUUAUACCUGUACAUGAAUGCAUUAUGAAUCAAAGAGGUGUUUAAAAAUAAAAAUAAAAAUAAAAA